Molecule: messenger RNA, 297 nt
Organism: Aspergillus bombycis
Lineage: Eukaryota; Fungi; Ascomycota; Eurotiomycetes; Eurotiales; Aspergillaceae
Exons: 2
Coding region: 1-297 (98 amino acids)
Source: RefSeq, a predicted model, not a curated record
AUGCAAGUAGCCGAAAUGCUGUCCGACUUGACCUCAUUGCGAGUCUGCGACUACAAUGAUGCCGUCGCACUUGUCACCGUUCACGAAAGGAUACCCGCUGAGUUCUCUCCCGCAGAUGGCGGCCUUGCUGCUGCAAGCCAGCAAAGCGAAAAAGCAAAUGGCGAUCUCCAGCGUGCAAAGGAGCUCGUCGACUUACAUUACGAGAUUAAAGCGCGGCAUGCCGAUGGAACCGUUGAUGAGGAGCUGGCGCGUGCGAGAGAGGAUGUGAAUCGUGUUCUGAUGGAGCUUGGGCAUUGA